Mycotypha africana is the source of this 837-nucleotide messenger RNA. RefSeq names its product SURF4 family-domain-containing protein. Gene Ontology annotation, cellular component: endoplasmic reticulum-Golgi intermediate compartment; endoplasmic reticulum; membrane. Lineage: Eukaryota; Fungi; Mucoromycota; Mucoromycetes; Mucorales; Mycotyphaceae. The transcript is spliced from 2 exons. The record is from RefSeq and is a predicted model, not a curated record. Gene Ontology annotation, biological process: Golgi organization. Bases 1 to 837 code for a protein of 278 amino acids.
AUGAGUUUUGAAGAAACAGUGAAGACAGCUAGCGCCCGUAUUGAGAAUGCACUUGAUUCACUUGGCCAACCCAUCAAACCCUAUCUUCCUGCUCUGAGCCGCUUUCUGGUUGUGGCAACAUUUUACGAGGAUGCUCUACGCAUUAUUGUUCAAUGGUCUGAUCAAACUCGCUAUCUCGAGGCAGGCCGAGGAUUUCCAAAGGGUCUAUCUCAUAUUUUCUUGCUCUCAAAUAUAAUCGCUAUGCUGGUCUUUUCAUCAACCUUAAUAGCGAAACGUCAUGUCAGUAUAUCUGUCUAUGCAUUAGCAGGUGUAAUUGUAUCUCAAGCCAUCGGUUAUGGACUAGUGUUUGAUAUGGCUCUUUGUUUACGGAACUUUUCUAUAUUGGGCGGUCUUUUACUUUGCCUGUCUGAAGACCUCUUGCGUACCAAAAAAUCCAAAAAUAGUCUCUUUGCGUCUCUUCCAACAUUGUCUGAAACUGAACGCCAUCAAUAUCUUCAGCUAGCCGGCCGUAUUUUGCUUAUCUUUUUGUUUUUAGGGUUCAUUUUACAAGGUACUUGGACUUUUCUUCGUGUUGUGGUCUCAUUGAUGGCUUUGGCGGCUUGCAUUAUGGUAGCCGUAGGAUUCAGAGCAAAAUGGUCAGCUUCUCUAUUGGUUACCUUCCUGAGUGUCAUGAAUGUUGUGGUCAAUAAUUGGUGGACGGUUCAGCAAUCAGCUUACAGUCGUGAUGUAGUCAAGUAUAACUUUUUUCAGUGUCUGAGCAUCGUAGGUGGACUCUUGAUGAUGAUCUCUAUCGGCCCAGGAUAUAUUAGUUAUGACGAAAAGAAAAAGGAAUUUUAA